AGUGAUAGCAGGUUAUAAUCCUGACGAUUAUCUCUCACACAUGAUCCAGAACAUCUUUUCCACUUUUCUUUCAUCCACUUCUGUAUAAACAAGAUAUAAACUAAGCUGCUUUGACCGGACAGGAAGUGCACACCAAGUUAAGUAAAGGGAUAAUAAUGUGGUCACAUUUUUCUUAAAGACUCUUUUCCCUGAUUGGCUCCUGAAGAGUAAACCCAGCAUUCCUCUGCAGCAGCUUUUCCAACUGCCAACUGUGGUCACUCUCUCACCUGGAGUCCCUGCACGCAUUCAAAGUUCACGCUGCCUGAGACUUGUAACACAUUCUAGGACUGAUCGAGUCGACUGCGUUUUGGAUAGGGAUCAGUGGAACCAUGAUUGCUGCGAUUGUCAUCACCUUGUUGUGUUUCUGCUCGCUCUAUCCUACCUUUGGACAGGACUGUCCGAAUAGACAGGAAAUAACGGGCUCUCUGAAGCAGGUCCAGAAGCUUCUCUCAGCCCACGAAACCUCGUACUUGCAGAGUCUUCGCAACAUGAAAAAGAAAAUAAACCUGUUGCAGAGCAGCGCUGGGAAGCAGACCACAAGAACCACCAACAGUACCUGCCCAAAACUGGACGCGCCCAUCAAUGGACGGAAACUGGGCAAGUCACACGCCGUGGGCCAUGAGGUUCACGUUCUGUGUGACCCCGGUUAUGAACUUGUGGGAUCAGAGAGCAGGGUUUGUCAGGAGAGCCUGACCUGGAGCGGCCAGCAGCCUAACUGCAGAGACAUCAAUGAGUGUGCAUCCUCUCCGUGCCUGAAUGGUGGGACAUGUGUGGAUGAAGUGAACCAGUUCUCUUGUGUCUGUGCCAAAGGCUGGGCUGGAGCUACCUGUCAGAGCCCCGUGCCAACGUUCUUUGUCACCAUGACAAACACCUCCGCCGCCACCUCCCAAGCCACUGCCGCUGCUGCCUCUACACUGCCGGCUGCCACCACUGGGCCCUUUGUUCGUCCAUCACGUUGCACUAUAGUGCAAGGGACCACCCACUGUACCUGUGAGCCAGGAUACACCAUCUCUGGCAGGGACAGCAGCACCUGUACUGAUAUAGAUGAAUGUGAGCUGUUCCAUAAUGGCCAGGCUGGGAGACUGUGUUUACAUGCUUGUGUUAACACCCCUGGAGGCUACCGCUGUUCCUGUCCUGUCGGGUACAAUGUGACCCGCGAUGGACGCAGCUGCAAAGACAUUGAUGAGUGUGGCACCAGACAAAACAACUGCACAAAGGACCAGAUGUGCAUUAAUACGUACGGUGGUUUCCAGUGUGUCCGUGUGGACUGCCCCAAAAUCCCUAAUGCUACAUAUGUCAAGACGUCGCCUAUGCGUUGUGAACGUAACCCCUGUCCUGUGGACAACAAGGCAUGUUCUCAGACCCCCAACUCCUUCUCCUACCAUUACCUGGCUGUCGUGUCCAACCUGUCGGCUCCUCGUGUCAUGUUCAGGGUCUCAGCAUUACGUCCAAUGGGCGACACGCUUCGCUUCUCCCUGCUGGGGGGAAGGCAAGCUCGGCGCCACUUCACAGUCCAGCGUUCAGACCGUGUGACGGGUCAGCUGAUGCUAGCGAGCCCAGUGCAGGGCCCCGCCACGCUCGAGGCGGAAGUGGAGAUGAGUGAGCUGGAGAAACGAGUCCAGCUGGGGAGGUACAUCACCAAAGUCACCAUGUUUGUUUCCCAGUAUGAUUUCUAGAAAGAGAGGGAUGAAAGUGGAAACACGCUUAGAGCACAAAGGCCAAACAAAAGUCUGGUUUGGAUUUAGCUAAGGACUCUAUAUUGGAUGUGUGAUAAUCUAAUGUAUUGUGGUGUUAACGUGUUCUGUUGAUAAAGGAUGGAUUAACACCUGUCUUGCACAGCUGGGUGCAAUAAAUGUUUUAGAAUAAGGGUUCUUCAGGGGCAUUGGUGAUAAGCUAUAGAGAUGCAAAUUGAGUGAUGUAUCUUUUAUUUGAUUUGACUAUAAGAACAAGAGUUUUGUAUGGAUGAUAUGAAACAUAUUUAUUGCAGAAAUAAAAUAGAAGUGCAUGUAGGAGAUAUAAACGGUGAGUGACAUGAUGUAGAUAACAGUAAAACAGCAUUCAACUGGAGGAACUAGAAAAUACUGUAUGUCAACAGUUCGCCCUGAAAGAAAGUGCUAUUUUUGUAAUUGACAUUCCUGCUAUGUUGACAUUUAUGUUAUCUUAUGUAUACUGGACAUGUAAUCACGAUGAUCUUUUAUAUCAUGUUUGUUUUCUGGUUUCAGUACAACUGUAAUACAAUCAUUAAAACACCAU
Molecule: messenger RNA, 2292 nt
Organism: Sebastes umbrosus (honeycomb rockfish)
Lineage: Eukaryota; Metazoa; Chordata; Actinopteri; Perciformes; Sebastidae
Product: fibulin-7
Exons: 8
Coding region: 369-1715 (448 amino acids)
Molecular function (GO): calcium ion binding
Source: RefSeq, a predicted model, not a curated record